This is a messenger RNA of Colletotrichum scovillei, 1269 nucleotides long. RefSeq lists its product as uncharacterized. Gene Ontology annotation, biological process: proteasome regulatory particle assembly. Lineage: Eukaryota; Fungi; Ascomycota; Sordariomycetes; Glomerellales; Glomerellaceae. The coding region runs from base 327 to 1103 and encodes 258 amino acids. The record is from RefSeq and is a predicted model, not a curated record. The transcript has a single exon. Gene Ontology annotation, molecular function: protein-macromolecule adaptor activity.
UGGCAGAAAACCUGCGGUGACGUUGCACGGCAUCUACCUGGACGAACGUCUCUUUCUUCUGCAAACACCAAGGCCGCACAUCGUCAUCGUCCCCCCUCCGUCCACCCUUUUGUUCAGCCAUCACUCUUGAACAGGGUUCUUUCUCACUCGCUUUUACCUUCUUCUCCUCUCGCAAGAAACUCGGUCACCUUUCUUACCCACACACCAACACCUCCAGUCCUAUCCUCAAUAAGACCAAAACGCCAAAGUCGCAAAGAAACCAAAGACAACCCAAAACAAAUACUACAAACACCAAGCCGAAAAACCAAACCAACACACCGCCCAAAAUGUCAGCAGACACCCGCCCAAUAUCCCCAACCCAAUUCGCCUCCGCCCUCCGCGACCUCUCCCUCCCGACCCUCCACCUCAAAGCCCUCGAGAUCCGCAACUCCAUCCUCCACCUCGAAUACUCAAACGCCCAGCUCGCCCCCUACGCAGCAGGCGACGCCACCACCCUCGACUCGGCGACCGACGCCUCGGCGGGCCACGGCCCGGACCCGACCUGCGUCGAAGCCAUUCGCGAAAACGACAUCGUCAUCGCCCGCAUGCGCGAGCGCGUCCAGAUCAUCCGCGACGAGGUCGAGGGCAGGGGACACUCGUGGAACGAGUUCAAGAGUAAAGAGGAGGUCGAGGAGGAGGAGGCGGGCCAGGGGGCGGCGGAUCGGAGGGGGAUCACGAGCGAGUCCGUGGCUGGCGCGAACGGUGUUAACGGGAACGGGAUCCCCGCGACCAACGGCCUUGGUGCGGCGGCUGCGGAGGAGAAUAGGAUUGCCGCUGGACGUCAGGGUGCACCGGCGGCGACCAACGGUGGUGGUAGUGGUGGUGGCUCGUCGACUGCUGCCGCGAGCUCGUCACACCCUGCUUGGAUGGACGGUACAUUCCAGAUGGGUACGAUACGCAACGGUGUGAUCACGAUGGAUGGCCCCCCCGCGCAAUCUACUCAGUCUUCUCAGCAAGCAAAUGGCACAGGUGGACGCCUGGCGGACGAUGAACUGCGGCGGGCGAUGGAGGAGCGCAUGAGAGGUCUCGGCGAUGACGACGAGGACGGCGGAAUGCAUCUGUAGGAGCACGAUAGAAGAGGCUGGAUGGUACACGGGGUUCGCAGUUAUAUGAGGCGUUGGUCAUCGUCGAUGGAGUUGGAUCAAACAAAAAAAGGAAAACGGAUCAGAUCAUUCAACGUUGGGACACACAAGAAUUCGGACAGAGCAAUAAUACCCUUCAUGUUCCUAG